This is a messenger RNA of Struthio camelus australis, 7987 nucleotides long. The record is from RefSeq and is a predicted model, not a curated record. NCBI's taxonomy places the organism in Eukaryota, Metazoa, Chordata, Aves, Struthioniformes, Struthionidae.
CGGUGCCGGAGCCCACAACACAAAGGAAAUGGAAGAGUUAAAAGAACUUCUCAGUCCUGAAGUGAGACGGCCAGCUUUGUUUUGGGAAGCUGGCACGCACGUGGCUGCUGAGCCCUCCCUCUGGUUUUCCUGCCCCCUCCGUUUGUCAGAGUAGGCAUGUGAUUGCAGCGUAUAAGAAUUUCAUUGACGCCACACUGGCUUCCUCAGCUAGGAGGGUUUCUUGCUUUCUCCUGAAAGUGCUGUGAGUAAAAGUAUGUUGAAGGUGCACAGACUUCUAUACGUGUGUUUCCACGUCUUGCGGAAACUUCAGAGCCUAACUUGUUCAAUGCACCUCCCAGAUGAGAAACUACCUCCCUCAAUUUCUGUGGCUCUUUGAAUGAGUUACGUUUUAAGAUCGUGGAAAGAAAUUAACUGAAUUUUAGGGUAAGUUAUCCAUUAGACUACUUCUGUAUUCUCUCUUUAGCAUUUUCUAAGAGCUCUGGAAUAAACUGUGACUGUAUUGUGAGAGGCAGAAUAAAACUCUUUGCUUUUUAAACCUUCUUGUAGGCAUUGGGUCUGCCUAUUAGCUUUGUGUCUCUGUUGCACUUUAUUGCAAUGAGUGCGUGCAUCCCAGUGGAGCUCUGACAGAUGAGAUCUGGCAAAUCUUACUGCAAAGACAAAAUAUGUGAUCGUUGUGCCUCUCUGUCAGGUGAGAGGGAUCCAACAGAAGAACUGGCAGAAGACCUGUACUUGUGUGUCUCUGCCUAAAACUCGUUUUGGUGUACUACUUUAAGCUACUGAAGAACAAGUUAUGCCCAGAUAGCACUGCUGUCAUCCAGCAGAUCUGGAUGCAGCUGUGGUGCUGGUAUCUGUCCCCCUCUUCUUGGGAGAUUGUGGCUGGGCUGGAGUGUGCCGCUGAGCGGCAAUAACUUGAAUAGCCGUAAUGCCCAAGUUGGAGACUCGCACAAAUAGUUCUUGCACCAUUCAGUCCCUGUGUCUCCUCUAACGUGCUGAUGUGGUGAGUACCGUUCACCUGGGGGGAGAUGCAAGUACCAAGGGGAGCACUGAACGCAACCUUAUAAAGUUAUUAUUAAUGUCUCCUUCAGGCCUGAAAUUCCUCUUGCUAGUCUUCCGUUCUGUUAAAUGCUUCGCAAACCAGAGCAAAGGAAGAGACGUGAAGAGUUGAAUUUCACUGCCUUGUUUGGAACUGGGUGGAAAUCCUGGAGAUGGAUCUCUUAGGAGACUGUCUUCCAAUUGGGUUAGAUGCACAGGAGCGAUGGAUCGCCCCAGCUACCUGGAAGAGGACUAUUCUAGCCUGGAUGGGCUGGACGAUGACGUGUUUCACUCUGAUGACUUUGGACUUGCAGGUCAGCCUGGUGAGAUGACUGCAACUGGCAUUUUCACACAGAACCAGUCCUACAGCUGCCUUCUGGGGAGGUUUCAACUAUUCCCCCUCACACACUGCUGUGGUCCCGGUAGCAGGCAUCCCGAGCAGCAGGACAAGGCAACUCAAACACUCAGCCUGUCCUCUUCCAGUCAGGAUGUUAUGUUGCCUUGUGGAGUCACUGAAGAGCCCCGGAGACUCUUCUAUGGGAAUGCUGGUUACCGUUUACAUGUUCCUCCAGUUGGCUUUGCAUUGGAUCCACGUCUCCAAGAGGAGCCUCAGGAGGGUCAGCGAGAAGCACGUGCCGAGGUGCAGAUUGCACGGAAGUUGCAGUGCAUUGCAGACCAGUUCCACCGGCUCCACAUUCAGAGGCAUCAGCAGAACAGAAAUCAAGUGUGGUGGCAGCUUUUUCUCUUUCUACACAACUUGGCCUUAAAUGUGGAGGCGAACAGGAACCACACUGGGCAGAGGUGAGCUUCGCCCACCUGUUUCAGGCCACAUCCAGUCUGCAGGGAGCACUGAACAAACACUGGUUCGGGGGAGAGACAUGCACACCGCCGGCCGGAUGUGAGGACUCUGUGAAAUUCUUAUACUCGCCUUCAAGUUUGGGUUUUUUAUGGACUCUUCUUUGCUGCUUGCUGCCUCAUGAGGCAGGGAGCUCUUGUCCAACACUGUCGAAGGAAGUUAGAAUGUGGGUGUGUUUGGUAACGCUUGCUGCUGGUUCCCCGUGCUGGUAACUUCUGUGCAAGAGAGGCAGGUAUUAGACUAACAGCUUCUUCUACUGUUUGUUAGUCAAUAAUAGAAUGCAGGAGUUUGUAAUUUUGGCUGCUAGUUAAAAAGGAUGUCUGUGAUUGAUGACUCUAAACGUACUUUGGGUAUCUUCCAGAGUAGAGAUGCUUGAUUCCUCCAUGAAGAAAGUUUUUUUUAGCAACAAUAACAUUCAAGUGUCUUAUAUCCAGCGGGUUACUUGUUUUCUGCAUGGGUUACUGCUUUUUUUUCUUGGAUCUUUUGUGAGAGAAAAUCACAAAGAAAUUUGAUCUCUUAAAUCUUUCCACUAAGCACCAGUUGCAGAUCCCUCACAUGAGGUUGUUCUUUCUCAUUGCCCCAAACAGACAAAACUGUUUCUAUAAGAACGUUCUUCAAAAACCCUGCUUGGAGUUACUGGUGGCUAUUCAGUGUCUGCAAUUGUUUGCUUCCAGUUCAGUGACUGCUGUGCCUCUAAGCCAGCAGGGAGCUGAAAACCAUGGAAUAAGACCAUCGUUCUCCUACUAUGCUAAUGUAUAUGUUUUUAUUAGUUUUAUGAUGGGUAUUUGUUUUAUUUUUCGUUUCUAUUACUAUAAUGUGGUUGGUCAGGAAGGCUUAGGUCCCAGGCAUCUGAUAAUUUGCUUCAGGAUUUGACAGAGAAAUUAAUUAUCAACCAGUCUGAUGUGCACACUGUACCAGCAGUCCGUCUGUUACUAUACUAAGUAACAUUUGGAGACUAGCAUAUAUUGACUAGCAGCAGUAAUAUUACUUCAAGGGAGAUCUUCUAAGAGUUCCUGGUUUUUAUCUGCUCAGAAGUUUGUCUGUAUGACUGACGCUAUUAGACCAGCACAGGGGAAUUACCUACCAAAUGAAGUACUUCUGUGUGGCCUUAAAUAUUGUUAAUUGACCAACCCAGUGACAACUUGGAUAAAAUAUUACCGGUAAAGUAACACAUCUUUUAUAUUCUUCAGAGAGUUUCCAUAUUUCCACUGCAACUUAUUGUAAAUCUCAAAUUAUAAAACUAGCUUGAGGAAGAUCUGUCCAGAGAAUUGCUGUUCAGUACUGUUACACAUGUCGACUUCAGGUAUUCAGGAAUUCUUCUGCUCUUAGUCCACUCUGAAUAAUAAGCAUUACUGUAUGGGAAGAGCAGUUCACUUGCACAUGUGCUUUCUCCUCUACCCUUCUCUGCAAGUCCUUCUCUAAUUAAUUCUUUCUCUGUUUUGUGUAUAAUCUCAUCAUUGCACUGUAGUGUCUGGUAACAAUUUGCUGAACACUUUAUUUGGACUUUAUCCCUCUUUCCCAGCCCCAUUCUCUUGACUUGCAUCCUGCUUUACUGUGGCAAAAUGUGCUUUAGCUCCCUGAAACAGGUCCCAAAGCUUUUUUUCAUUUGCAUGUGUUCACAGCCGCCAUCUUUCAGCAUAAUGAGGGUUUAUGUGAGAAAAUCUUUUUUCCUCCUCUUAUAUUAUUUUUCUAGCUAGAGCUAGGGUGAUAUGUUUGUCUAGGAUGACUGAGAAUUCAUAUAAAUGAAUCUCAAGUUAUAUUUUAGGGGUUGGGUUUUAGAGGGGGAGGGCUUUUUAGAGGGAGGGGGAAGAAUUGUUUUCGGUUUUGUAUUGUUUCUUUAAGCACGUGCACUACAAAGUUACCCAGAGGGACACAAGUGGUACCUGUUGCUGACUUUGCUGCAGCAGUAUGGGAAGCCACUCUCUGCCCAUGUUUACAGGGAUCAGGCUUUCCGUACCUUGCUUUGCACAGUCUACUUGGAGUAAAUGCUGGUCACUGGAGAACAGGGAUUUAAAGAGGGGGUGAAGCCUGAGGGGCAGUGCAAGCAGAGACUGAAUUGAAGACCGCUUGGAAGCUGGAUAUUAAGAAAACAACUCUUAAAAUGGAGUACAUCUGGCUAACAUGAAAGCUGUUAAUGAGGCGGGAGUGGACCUGCUGAGGCUCAGGUAGCAAUGUAGCAAUGCUGUCUGCCAGCAUGGCAUCCUUUGAGACAUGAUGCUUGCGUUUUCCUUCUGGUUGGCAGGGCCCUUUCAUCAGGUGCAGUCACAGACCAGCAGAUCAAAGCUACAUCAUAACAGCCCUGCAAAGUAAGAAAGAUUCAGCAAGUGCAUCUGACACUUAAAAAAUCAUUGUGAGCAUUCCCCUUCCCCUCCCACUUGACUUGAUUGCCAAACGGGCCAGUUAAAUCCAAAUGCAAAUAAGGCCUGGUGUGUUCUGUAGGUAUGUAAGCUGGGAAGAUAAGUCUGGUAUUGGCACUUGCUGGUUCUGUGACCCUACCAGUUUAUCUAGGAUAAGACUUUUCUCAACGUGGAAAAACAGAUACCUGAAAUUGUUCUGCAGUUGUGUUGACUGCCUGACCAGAAUCAUUUGGCUCAAUGAGAGACACAUCUUUGCCAGUCCAUAUUUCCCACUGGAACAACAGACUUAUCAAAAUCGCUCCUUCCAGGGUCUCAAGUUAAAAUCUCUGUGAACAACAAUAACUUUAUUGGAGACAUAGAGCUAAUCCUAGACAAAGGCUGACUUCCUGCAAUAUGUGUGGUGGUUACUGUUGCCAGAGAUUUACAACCACUGAUAAUAUAUUUUAAUUAUAUUCCAUAUCUGCAUCUCUUAGAGAAGGGAAAUAGACUCUCUCAAUCCAAGAGUCUUAUUCUGCUUCAUGUAGGUUUUGAGGAACAGGCUGGUUAUUCGCUUAAGGAAAAAGGAGCUGCUUCAUACAUACAGUCUCACCUACCUGACGAAGUAGUGAGUACCCAUAAAGUUUUUUCCUUCCCACCUGGUCAGAUGUUUCUGUCUUCUCUAGACGUUGGGAAGAUUUCACGUGUUUAUCAACAAAUACACAGAUGCACGUCACCCAUGUAUUUGUCACCUAUCCCAUGUUGGUAGGGCCCCUUCAGCGUGCACUGAGGAAAUCUUCUCAGAGUACCUGUUACAGUAUGGCCACAGACAUAAGUAGGCUGUUUGGGGAAGCCGUUCCAAUGAACAUGGUUUAAGUCCUCUAAGGGAAGGAGAACGCUCAAAUUUUUCAAUAUUAGUUUGUCUUCAUGGAAGGAUUGGGAUACUGUUCCUCUCUCUGAUGUAAAACUAACUGCAAUUUAGAGAGAACAGUUGGAGCUUUCUCCUAAAACAAAUUCCUAUUUUUAAUGAGGAGUUCUUAAGAAAAACUUGAGCUGCUGCUGGUGCCACCAGCAGUGUUGAAGUAUCUUGCUUGCCUUUCCCAGAUCUUCAAAACGGCUUCAGACCUCAGCUCUCUUUCCUUCAGAGAGAGAGUUCUCAGUGACAGUUCGUUUCUGUAUCCCUUCCCAGUUUCCCAGUCGGUCUUGUAACCCAGCCCAUCCCUGGAUCCAGUAAGCCUGGUGCUAGUAGGGAAUAGUUAGUUUUACUUUUGUUUCCUGCAAUUCUUGAAAGCUGAGCCAGUAAUCACAAAGUGACUGCCCAGGGAUAGCUGCAAACUGCCAUAAGUAGGGCACAGCAAAGGCAGAGAAGAGAAUGGAUUUGCAUAAAAAGGGUUGCCAUUGGAUCUGUAUACUGGACUGCAGACUUCUCCCAAGUUCUCUGGUAGCACUGAAAUCCUGCAUAACUGAUCACAUAUCUCAGUUGCCAGGAGUUUAUUGGUUUAUAUAGGUUUUGCAUAUUCCACUGCAAUCCUCUUUCCUGUAGUACCAAGUUUGCCUGUCUUUUGCUGUUUGAAAUAGCUGUUUGGUAUUAUAUGUUUGUUGGCUAAGCUUUUAUUAGAAAAAUCUUACUAGAAAGAAACUUCCUUAUCAGCCUUUGCUUUGGAGCUAUGUAUCAACAAGGGGACAGAGGAGAGUAACCCAGCCCUUCUUAAUGUAGGAAGGGUGAUUGCAAAGACUUCUUUCUUUUUACUGACUGUCCUCUUUGUCCCUUCAAGCCUAUAUUGAAGUUAUAUGAGAUAUGUGCACAUGAGAGUACUUCAGCCCUCAAGUUGCUCCAUAGCAGUCACUGGAGCUCUGGGAAACUGCAGAUUCUUCCCCUUGGUAGACUAGGUAGAAGCCUUUUUUUUUUUUUUUUUUUUUUUAGGAAAAUUACUUGAGGCAGUUGUUGCAAUGUGAGCCUAUCAACUCUGUAAAAUGAAUUCCACCCUCCCUCUACCAGUCCUGAUUCAUGUCUCCACUGAAGCUAUAGGAAUGGUGAGACUGGGAUGUGCUGGAUGGCAUAUCAUUGAGGAUAUUUUUAAAGGGAAGAAUAUGGAGCACCCUUAGAAGAUAUGUUAGGAGCCGAGCAAGAAUGCAGAAAUAUGGAGGUCUUGCCUUGUCUUAUUAGCUAUAUUUACUGGGAGAUUAUACACGAAGGGACCAUGGAAUGUCCAUUCAUGUUCAUGGGAGCUCUGCAUAUGGACCAAGCACUAUAGAGUAUUAGCAUAAUUUGACAAAUGGGUUUUCAAUAAUAUUGUUCAAAUGAGUCUCUCUUUCAAACUGGCAUUUGUGGUCGCCAUUUUCAGAAAUGUCUACCUAUUGCCUUUGAUUUUUUUUUAGAAGAAGAAAUACCUCAAGGAAUUGAUAAAAGAUCAUAGGGCAAUCUUUUACAGUUCCUAAAGACUUCAGUGGUCUCUGUUUCUUUGGUUUGCAUGUGUUCACAUAGGUGGUACACAGCUCAGUUCUUCUCCACAAGGAAAAGCAGAAAAGACCAAACACAUCAAAUGCACUGGAUUUUAAUUGUGUGUGUGUGUGUGUGUGUGCGUGCGCGUGCACGUGUGUGUGUGUGUGUGUGUGUGUUUUUAAACUGAAUGCAGUCUGACAUCUCCCACCCCUUCUCUCUUCCAUGUGCCUCACCCUCCCCCGUAGCCACAGAAAGGAGGGUCUCUUCCUGUGAAUCCCAUGCUGGAAGUUGGUUUCUGGGAAGCGAAACCUAAUGUCUGUGGACUGUUUUUUAAAGCCAUGUUUCAGUUCUGUCUUCAGACUCUUUGCUGCCUUUGGGGAAUGGAGGGGUGGGAAGGGUAGAUUCUUGAAUUGUUUUUAAAAUCCAUUAUGAAAAUUUUGCAUGUAUAAAGUUAUUCUUAAAUCUAAAGGAGUCUCCCUGAUUUGCAGACACAGCUCCAGGAGAGCAUCGUCACAGAUUCCUCAGCUCCAGUUUUGAUCAGACUUUUAUGAAAGGAAAAUGAGAUAACAGAAAGGAGAGAGACUGGUGUGAUGUAAAGAAGACAUAGUCACGGUUUUAAAUAAAAGUUAGAAGUUAGACUUCUAGUAGGGAACUUUCAAAACAGCCCAAGGGAUUUUGUAUGCCUGUUUCCACUGGGUGCAUUUGAAAAUCCUGCCACUAAUUUGGAUAUUGGGUAUCUGGACUGUUUCUUUAGUAAAACUAAUCAUGUAUCACUUCUUCUCUCUUUUGUGGUAUCAAGGAUGUGGUACAGUUUCCCACGUUUCUAGGUAAAAUUCACUGAUGAGAAUACUGUGAAAUGUGGAUUCACAUUUUCUGCCUCCCCCUCCUGUGUGACUUUUCUAAUUUUGUGAGAUAGGUUGGGUGUUCUUUUUCUUUUUUAAAACUUUGGAGUCCUUCCUUUGGAAAAGCAAAAAGGUAAGGAGAGGUAGAAUUUGCAGUGUACUUAAUGAACUUUCCAUACCCUCAAGAAAGAGUUUUCCCACAGUAAGAAUAUUAUACUGUCCUGCUGCAGAAGUAAACCCGAUGCUCUCCUGCGAGAUCUCUGUCUGGAUUAGUCCUGAAGUGCACACAUCCUUCUUUGCCAUGGACUGAGACCCAGUGAGAAUGUAGCAUUUUGUUUAUCCUGGUUGUGUGCCUCCAGGACUCCUGCCUGUACCAAUGGUGACUGGGCAGUGCUCCUUUUUUGUAUCUGUACAGUAUAUUUGCUUUGUGCUCUCUUUCUAUGGUGCUUUUUAAUACUUAAUACUUGGAUUUUUUUCUAAU